AUGCAAAACUCAUCGCAGCCAAAGGUCUUGCCGCAGACUCAGAGUGAGAUUUCUGCUGAGGUGGAUUUGAUUGACCUUGACAGUCCCUCACCGUCCCCGAAGCCGGGAAAGAAACAAAAUACCUCUGGCUCGAAGGCGGUUGAUCCCCUCGCAGAAAGCCAGAUACCACAACUGCCUGUCACCGUGACUCCAAAGACAGUCCAGCCGAAAGCUUUCCCAAUCAUUCCGACUCAUUCCACUGCAGAAGCGCAGGGUAACCACCCAGAGGAUGAGAGAUCCGCGAAACUGGCUUCGCAGACACAAGUCGCUUCAGCAGAGACAAGGUACCAAGAUGGGCCAAAGCCUGACUGUAUUCUGAAGUUAGGAGACCUUUUUGGGGUCGACAAGGCUUCAGUAGCAUCGUUAUUUCCCACAACAACAUCUACCGCUGAGCGGAAUCAGGAUUUGGAGAGAAUCGCUCGACUGACAGGCGCGCAUAUCAAACCCCCUGUCGACAGUGAUACGGAAAUUUCAAUAUGGGGUACCACUGUCGAGGUUGAUGCUGCCAAAGUAAACCUGCAAAAAUUAGUGAUUAGAUAUCGUGAUCGGCUUCUGGCAAGCGAGAACCGACCAUCUUCUCCCGAUGCACGAGCUGUUGGGCCCAAGCUAUUAGCGCGGCCUCGUCCACAGAGACGUUAUCAGACAAGAAACAAGAAGCCUCAGCCUUGGAGCAGAUUGUCGGCCUAUCAUAGCAUUGAGCAACAAAAUCGAAAGCGGGCCGUGAUGGCAUUGGCGGAGCUCCGAAAAGCCCCCUAUCGACUGGAAAAGAUGAACAAACUGCUGUUCCUCUGGCCUGAUGACGGCCCUUCGCCUCAUGAGUGGCUGGGUGACGAUCUCGAAAAGCUCGACAAUCUCCGCUUAGAUCUUCAAUGCCACGUUUUUGUCGACGCUAGAAACGAGCGAAACAUUAUUGUCACAAGCACGGAUGGAUUCGAUACCGCGCAUGUGGUCGAUGUUCUCAGAACUGCAUGGAAAGAAGCAACGAGAGACAUCAACAUGCACAUCAAGAAGCUUUUGCUUGCGCCGAUGAAUGAGAAAGGUAGGGCAAUGGGCAUCGUAAUCGCAAAGGGCUUCGCUUUCUCGAGACCUUUACCGCAGGCGUCACAAGCCUGUGAGUCGAGCACCGCUGAUGGAGACUUGUCUCCCCUUGUCGAUAUUCAGUGUUCUCGGAAUGGCAAAAUCACAGAAGAAUGUCUACGAGCUUCAAUCUCCAGGAUCAAUCGGUACAAUGACACACUCAGACUGCGUUUCCGAUUUGGUACUUUCGUUCUGGAGAAGUACUGUUACCCAGAAAAUGGCACAGAGCUCUUCAGACCCGAUGAAUUUGAGGCGAUGAUCGGCCACACCGAAGCAAGAGGCCGCCUUGCCGCUGGAUUGAAGAUUGACACAAGUGAAUUGUUACGACGAUUUCGCCAUGCGAAUGAUGUGCUCGAGCCCAUCAACCAAGAGCGUUCUUUGGAAGAACUCGAGCUGAUGGAGCCAGUUCAUUCGGCGACAGUUGAGAUUCUUAGAAGCCCCGAUUCCCAGUGUCGAUUAGAGCUUUAUCUGAAUAAGAUCAGAUCAACCGGAGAAGUUGAGAUCAAGGGACAACGCUGGUUUCAAGCACGCCAAGGCGUAGACCGGCUGGUAGCGACUCCCUUACAGUUGGCAAUGAUUGACGUCAACCGGUACUUGAUAAUCGAACACUUCUUGACACGACAUCCACUGAUCAGCACUCCCAGGGCCGAUUGGCAAUGCACCAUCGAGUCGUUCAAGGUGGUACGAGACAGGGACCUGACCAAAGCACAGCAAGAGCUUGCGUCAGGUAUCCGUUUCGUCAGCACUUGUGACAAUCAGAAUUUCGGGGCGGCUGCUAAUAUGAGCAUCUUUGUCCCAAGAGGCACCAUGGAUGUGCGUAUCGUCAAGAAAUCGGCCUUGCUAUUCAGAGUUAAGAAGACAAACUUGACGCUCGAACUCUCCCGUUUCGAUGUCUACGAAAAGACCUCGUUUCUGAGGACGCAAUAUGGCGCCACCUUGCACGACCCAAAAUGGGACACUCUCAUGGAAGAGAUCACGAGCGCAAAAAGUGAUUCAAAGCCGUCCCCCACGGUCAGUUUUGAAGCAUUCUUCCCGAAACCAUCGGACAGCACACUGGGUGAAGACGAAGCCAAUGGUCUACAAUAUCUCUUGAUGACUGUCCAGAGGUUAGCUGAGCUGCUAGGAGGGCCAGAGUUAGGCUUAAACAAGAAGGCGAGGGGCGAGAAAAUGGCAAAUCUAAUCGAUCUGGAGCUGGGAACGCUUUUCUAG
Molecule: messenger RNA, 2325 nt
Organism: Penicillium diatomitis
Lineage: Eukaryota; Fungi; Ascomycota; Eurotiomycetes; Eurotiales; Aspergillaceae
Exons: 6
Coding region: 1-2325 (774 amino acids)
Source: RefSeq, a predicted model, not a curated record